AUGGAUACCAGAACUUCUUCUAAUAUUUUAAAUAAGACCAGGAAACUUCCGUUUAAUGAUUCUUUCGUCGUUAAUGCACUAGGACAGUGUAGUGGAAUGGUUCUACUUUGGAAUACUAGAUCAAUUAAUUUAGAAAUCAUUCAACCUCAUGACCGUUUUAUCCAUUGUCGCCUAACUGACUUAACCUUGCAGCACACUAGCUUUAUAACCUUUGUUUAUGCCUAUCCUAAAAAGGAAAAGCAACUUGAACUCUGGAAUACCCUUGCUACUUUACAACCUCCUUAUAAUGACUGCUGGGCUUUAAUCGGUGAUUUCAAUAGUAUUUUGGACUUAGAAGAAAAACUUGGGGGCAACCAAGUUGUUACCAGAUAUAUGUUAAAAUUUUCCAGUUUUUUAAAUGAUCUACGUUUGCUCUCUCUAAGAGCCUCUGGCCUCCCCUUUACUUGGACGAAUAAACAUGAAGAUGAUACUCUUAUGUUCGAAAGACUUGAUAGAGCCUAUGUCAAUAGUAACUUUCUGAAUGAUUAUCCAAAUCUAAAGCUGGAAAAUCUUCCAAUUAUUGGUUUAGAUCAUGGUCCAAUUUGUCUCACGUCAAUUCUCUCAUCAGGCACAAAAGUGGAACAACUUUUCUAUGGAAAUAUUUUCAAGAGAAUGGAGAAUCUGAAUUCCAGAAGUUAUGACAUCCAACAACAACUAAUGAUUUUCCCUACUUCUCAGACUCUUAAGGAGAGGGAUAUGGCCAUUAGAGAGGAACUCAUGCAGCUUUACAAAGAUGAAGAAACUUAUAGGCACAAAAAGCAAAAGCAAACUGGCUUUCUCUAG
Rosa rugosa (rugosa rose) is the source of this 822-nucleotide messenger RNA. RefSeq lists its product as uncharacterized. Lineage: Eukaryota; Viridiplantae; Streptophyta; Magnoliopsida; Rosales; Rosaceae. The transcript is spliced from 2 exons. The record is from RefSeq and is a predicted model, not a curated record. Bases 1 to 822 code for a protein of 273 amino acids.